AAGAUCGUCGUGAAUGUGUGAAAUGUCGAACAAUACAAGACGUCCACGUCUUAUUCAACUGGUAGCUUGACAUCCGGUCUUCAUCGCGGUGUCGAUAUCCCUUCUGUCCUACCCCGCACUACCUCUUGUUUUUCAUUACCUAGACUACAGCGCUUCUUACAUGCGGUUGCUGCUGCCUGCUUCUGAGGAUCCAAGUCCCGCCCUAUAGCACAGAUCAGUAGCAGAGGAUCAAUUGGCCACGCAGGGUCGACUCCAUAGACAGAAGACACAUCUACAUCAUGAGCGGUACGGAGAAGAGCGGGGACGCGCCCGCUUCUGCAUCUGAACAGCCGGAGCCGCCUUUGCUCCAUAGUAAUGACGAGUGGAGGGAACAAGAUCGAGGCGUCCACAAUGCAACGAGUAUGCUGCAACAUGCCAGAGCAGCCGCAGCUGCGAACAAUGAGGAUGAGCCUGCAUUCCCCGUUCGAAACAUAGCAAAGUCACCCACGAGCGUCUCAACGCAAACUGUUCAGAGCAGGCCAGCUAAUCGAGUGUAACUUAACCCCAUCCCACUCUCUCUGUUUGCUUUGCUUCCAUAUUUUGCUUUGAUAGGCUUUUCACUAAUGAAUCAUCAUCGUAGUAUGAGCGCCGAUUCGUUCUACGGGUACAAUACCGCUCUUAGCAAGCAAACUACGGGCGGUAUCUCCACUGCAAAUGGGAAUCAUUCACAGUCGUUGCCACCUCUCGAGGUAUCGGACGAGAUGCCUCCUCCCCCGGCAUAUAGCGAUACCCUGGGGCAUGUCGAGGACAACAACAGUGGCACGGGCACAAGAGCAAAGGUCGGCGAUGACGGUCGGGUGAACAUUCGCAUAGACCAGCGGUCACAUAAGCUGUCGAAGAUGCUGGUACCGGCCCUAAGGCAGCAGAGACGCUUGAUAGCUGAGCAAACGCCACUGCCCCCACCAUAUGUCCCUCCUACCCUUGGAGGCAGCCCAGGAGAAUUGCCACCCCCGCCUAUGAAUGUUGUCAUUCACGUCGUGGGCUCAAGAGGAGAUGUGCAGCCCUUUGUUGCAUUAGCAAAGGUGCUGCGCGACACUUACAAUCAUCGAGUUCGACUGGCCACGCAUCCAGUGUUCAAGCAAUUCGUCGAAGAAAACGGCAUAGAAUUCUUCAGCAUUGGUGGUGAUCCUAGUGAGCUCAUGGCAUUCAUGGUGAAAAAUCCUGGCUUGAUGCCUGGAUUUGAGACGCUGCGCAAUGGAGAUGUCGGCAAAAGGCGGAGGGGGAUCGCAGAGAUGAUCAAAGGAUGCUGGAGAUCAUGUAUUGAGGCUGGGGACGGCAGUGGCGUCGAGGCUUCGGAUAACGCGAUCGGAGACUGGAUGGCGGACGAGGAGUCUUCAACUAAAGAGAUUCCGGAUAAAUUCUCGAGGCCGUUUGUAGCAGACGCCAUCAUCGCCAAUCCGCCAAGUUUUGCGCAUCUGCAUUGCGCAGAGAGGCUGGGAAUACCACUACACAUGAUGUUCACCAUGCCGUGGUCGCCUACAGAAGCGUUUCCCCAUCCACUCGCAAACAUUGAAUCCACCAACGCUGAACAAACCAUCUCAAACUACAUUACGUACGGACUAGUGGACUUGCUCACAUGGCAAGGCCUUGGCGACAUAAUCAACCGCUUCCGAGUUCAUAAUCUCGGUCUCGAGCCCAUAAAUAUAUUCUACGCGCCCGGCAUGCUUGCUAGACUACGUAUCCCGUACACAUACUGCUGGUCCCCGGCUCUCAUCCCGAAGCCCGCAGACUGGGGAAAUCACAUCAAUAUCUCUGGUUUCUACUUCCUAAACCUGGCAUCGAACUACACUCCAGAUCCCGCUUUGAAAUCAUUUCUGGAUAGUGGGCCGCCCCCGGUGUACAUAGGCUUUGGAUCUAUCGUAGUAGACGAUCCGAACGCAAUGACUAAAAUGAUCUUUGAAGCCAUCAAGAUCACUGGACAAAGAGCAUUGGUGUCCAAGGGAUGGGGUGGCCUUGGUGCAGACGAGCUUGGCUUGCCUGAUGGUGUAUUCAUGCUAGGCAACGUGCCCCACGACUGGCUGUUCAAGCACGUCUCGUGUGUUGUGCACCAUGGCGGCGCAGGAACAACCGCUGCAGGCAUCGCAUGCGGUAAACCAACGGUGAUUGUCCCUUUCUUUGGUGAUCAACCUUUUUGGGGAUCCAUGGUCGCAAGAGCUGGUGCGGGUCCUAAGCCAACUCGAUACAAGGACCUUACUGCGCAGAUCCUAGCCGAUUCAAUUAUGGAGGCACUAAAGCCAGAGACUGUAGAGCGAGCAGGCGAAAUGGCCAAGAUUAUUUCUCAAGAGAAGGGCUGUGAUGUCGGUGCUCAGAGCUUCCAUCAGAUGCUUGAGAUGGAUAAGAUGCGGUGCUCUCUGCUUCCAGAGCAAGCAGCUGUGUGGCGGAUCCGCAAAACGCAGAUUCGUCUCAGCGCAUUGGCUGCAUACACACUUGCUGAAAAGGGCGUCAUCUCCUUUUCGGAUCUCAAGUUGUACAGACCGAUGGAAUACGAGGUCGAUAUGGGACCGACAGACCCUAUUAGCGGUAGUGCAGGCGCGAUUCUGGACAACGCUACCACAAUUGCGAUGGGCAUCGCAGACUUCCCCGUCGCUGCCCUAAAAGCAUUGGCGAUUCAUCCAGAUUCGCACAAGGGAAAGGAGAAAAAGAAAGAAAAGGGCGAAAAAGAGUCGAAGGGGAAAGGAGCUGAGACAGAAUCGACAAGUUUUUCUGCCGCCGCGUCAUCAUCGAACUCAGGCAUUGUGCCAGCACCUACAGCGCAAUCUGAAUUGACAAAUACAUCAUCGGAAAGAGCCUCGAUUUCGACUUGGAGAUCAUCUUUAGAUCUCACACCAUCCACCACACCAGGAACGACAACUCCGGGUGAAAAUUCCAAAAACAGCUUGGCUUCGCUCGAGCUCGUCACAUCUCCUGAACAGGUGAUUGAUUUAAGCUCGACGAAUAAGCACUUCUCGGUCAAUGCCACUUCGGCAACACAGAAGGAUUUGCUUUCUCCAGAAAGCGCCCAUUCUCUAGCUUCAGGUACAGCGACUUCAUCAUCUUCGGCGAGUGGCAAACGCCCAUCAGCCAUGGCGGAGGCACUGCGCGGACUGCCGGAAGGAUCACGACCGCGAUCGCGCUCAAAUUCGCGGACCAGGACCAGCAGCCACCGCAGAUCAGAGUCACGGCCUGAUUCACCAUGUCCCGCCAGUGCGGUGAAGCACUGGGCUGAGCAAGGUCACGGUGCGGAGGGCUUGCUAGACACAGCUUACGGCACCGGCAAGGGGCUCAGCAAAAUUGUGGGUGCAGGAAUGAAGAGCCCGAUGGAUUUUACGCUUGGGCUUGCAAAGGGAUUUCACAACUUGCCCAAAUUGUACGGAGAAGAGGUUAGACAGGUGGAUAGGGUUACAGAUUUAAAGAGUGGAUUGAGAGUUGCUGGCAAGGAGUUCGGCAUGGGGCUAUGGGAUGGCAUCACCGGCCUUGUCACUCAACCCAUCUCAGGUGCGAAGAAGGAAGGCGGUGCAGGCUUUGUCAAAGGUGUCGGUCGAGGCAUCGCCGGUGUCGUAGUCAAACCAGGAGCAGGAAUUUACAGUCUUCCCGGCUAUGCCAUGCAAGGUAUCUACAAAGAAGUACAGAAGCACUUUGGAAAGAGCGUUGAUAAUUACAUCAUCGCUGCUCGGACUGCGCAAGGCUGGGAGGCGUGGUUGCAGAUUGACAAAGAUGAACAGACAGAAAUCGUACAUCGCUAUUUCAAGCUCUUGGAGGAAGUCAAGCGCAAAAAGAUCAUGGGUGAAGAUUCUGUCGUAGCCGUGCAGGAUUUCAUUGAGCAAAAGAAGGAGAAGCGACGAGAGAAGUGGGCACGUAUUAGUGCGAAGAAGGAACAGCUAUCUGAGGAGUUUAAAAAGAAGGGACGCAAGUGGUCCGAGAGAGUGGAUCGCUGGCAGGAUCAUGUGCAUAGGACAAACAGCAUGGCAAGGUCCUUGAGCAAUCAUGCAUCGGCUUCAGGUAAGAGCACGUCGGAGCUCAUCUCUCCAGAGCACAGGGCCGAACUUGCGGGUACGGAGCUUGGUCAAGGACUACCAAUUCACGAAAUCUCGGCAAUAAAGCGAGCUAACUCUACCGGCCAACUUCGUCAUACUGGCCCUGUGCCCCACGACCAGCCCCUUUACCGCGAGAGCGAUGAUGAGGGGUUCAAGUACGAGCACGACGAUGAUUUUGAAAGUGCCUUACAAAGUGCAAUCAAAGAGUCGUCUUCGGGCGACCAGCAGGAGGAUCAAGAUAUAGAUCGUGCUAUUCGGGCUAGCAUCUCGCAUCUAACUCGACAGAUGACCCUGCGAGACACAGGGCCGGCCGCGGACGAGGACGAGGACGACGAGCAGCUUAGAAUGGCCAUAGCCGAGAGCUUGAAGGAUGCAUCUAUUGCGCCUACUGGUGAGCAGGAGACGGGAGUCCUCAGAGCACCGAGCAUCCCACCAAAAAGUCCACGACGUUCGCUGAUGCCAAGGUCACCUAUCAACCAAACAGGUCCAGGAACUAGCAGCACCAAUAGAGGUAGCUCGAUUUCAACCCCCACUGCGGCCGCUGGUAUCGAUGGCGCCGACGAAGAUGAUGCGGAUCUGAAGAAAGCCCUGGAAGAAUCGCGGAAGAUGGACGAGGAUUUGAGGAAGGCUAGACAGGAGGAAGAAAUUGUGCUAGAGUACGUAAAGAAGCAGAGCUUGUUGGAGGAGGAAUUUAGACGCAACUCGAACCAACAAGGUGGCGCCGGCAACGGAGAAUCAAGUAGACGGAGUUAAGGGCAGAACAUGCUUUGGAUAGACAAAUUUUCAGUAUGAUGGCAUGCUUUGAUGAACACUGAUACCCUUUGGCUUUAGUAAAACGGAGAAUCCUUUUUUUGUUCCAGAUUCAAAGCUGGACUUCACGACAU
Molecule: messenger RNA, 4936 nt
Organism: Verruconis gallopava
Lineage: Eukaryota; Fungi; Ascomycota; Dothideomycetes; Venturiales; Sympoventuriaceae
Exons: 2
Coding region: 603-4805 (1400 amino acids)
Biological process (GO): carbohydrate metabolic process
Molecular function (GO): UDP-glycosyltransferase activity; hexosyltransferase activity
Source: RefSeq, a predicted model, not a curated record